Molecule: messenger RNA, 1288 nt
Organism: Schistosoma guineensis
Lineage: Eukaryota; Metazoa; Platyhelminthes; Trematoda; Strigeidida; Schistosomatidae
Source: the annotation of a GenBank genome assembly
AUGGAGAAAAUUACUCAUGGAGGUUUUACACAAGGUAUACAAACACGUCAAAUAAAUAAUCAACGCUUAAAUAUCGUACCAUUGUUUGCUUCGAAUUUUAACAAUAGUCCAAAAUCUAAAUUUUUAAAGAAUGAGAUAGUUGAUAAAGCAUUAUACUUCUGGCAAAAUGCUCUCAGUGUUAAACGGCCAUCGAACAGAAACCUACUGAUCAGAAGAGAUUGUAUAGAUGAUAGACUUUGGUUCUUUCCCUCCAAAAAUCGAUCGCUUGACACAGUUUGCGAACAUGCUUGUCAUCCGUCAGCUAAAUGCCAUACAAUGCAAGUACCUGAGAACUUUUUACAAGCAUGUAGAACACGAUAUGCAACUACUGGAUCUGAUGGUUCCGGUAUACCAGGCGAAGGAUAUUUAAUGAUAGUUGACGCAUCGCCAGGUGGUUUAUGUAAUGAUAAUUGGUUGUUAGCUUAUGCAAACGCUUGUCAGUUGGAAGGAAAUACUGAUCGGCCAAUUCUUGGAUUCAUUAAUUUCUGUCCAAAUCGUUUGGAUGAAAAUUAUCCCAUGAGUAAAGUGUUACUGUAUACAGCAAUUCAUGAAAUGGGACAUGCAUUAGGGUUUAACAGAAAUCUUUACGCUUUUUAUCGUGACGAGCAUGGCAGACCACGAACGCAACGUGAUCCUGUUACAGGAAUGCCAAGUACUCCGAGGGAUGAGUUUGGAAUAUUUGCUCCUAGUAACGAUGUCGUUAAGGAAGUCACUCGCACUUGGAAAUCCACAAAGGUUUCUUUGACACGGAAAAUAGGAGCCUUUGUUCUUCCAAACGUUUUGAAAUUUGCCAGAAGUCAUUUCAAUUGCCCGAGUUUAGACGGUGUGGAUCUUGAAAAUGAAGGCAGUAGUGCCACACAUUUAACACAUUUCGAGAAAAGAGUUGUGCAUGAUGAACUUAUGUCAGGAAGUGUUGAACUACCGUCAGUUGUUUCAGGGUUAACAUUAUCAGUUUUCCAAGAUUCUGGGUGGUAUGACGUCAAUCAUAAGAUGGCCGGAAACUGGAAAUGGGGGAAAAAUUUAGGAUGUGAAUUUAUUACAAAAAGUUGUUCUGAAUAUAUGGCCAUAAGAAGAUCCCGGUGUGAACCCUUUCAUGCAACAGUUUGGACCGAGUUCUUUGUGUGUUAAUCAUGGAAAUAAUAAAAGAUGGGUACUAAACACAAACAGAGGUAUUCAGAGUACCGGUGAUAUGGGAGCAUCAUGCCACGUACGAUGUUAGAUUACAGAAUAAUUUGGAUUAAAUAAAAGA